AUGCUGCUCCUGGCCCUGCUCUUCAUGGUGGCCUGGGCACUGGCUGGCAGGCGGUGGUGUGAGCAGACUGAAACUGUCUGGGUGGAGGAGUUGGUGACACCCCGCCAGGAGGACCUGGUGCCCUGUGCCAGCCUCUACCACCACCUCCGGCUGGGCUGGCUCCUGGGCCCGCCUCCAAGGACAAAUGGCCGGCUCACCUCCGACCUCAGGCUCUGUCCCAUCUACAGGCCCCCAGAAACCCGGCCCGCUGCCCGGACUCGUACUGUGAGGGCUUGCUGCCCAGGCUGGGGGGGUGCCCACUGCUCCCUGGCCACCACUGUCCUCGAAGGAUCCAGCCCCAGUGGCCACUGCUUUGCCACAGGGCAGUGCCAGCUGUGGGCAGGUGUGGUCCAUACACCAGCAGCAAGCCUGGAGGAGUGCUGUGCCCAGGUCUGGGGGCACAGCUGGCAGGAUGGAAGCUCCCAGGCCUGCAUCCACUGCUCCCAUCAGCCCCCCCAAGGCAGCACCCCCACCCUAGCGACCCUGCAGCCACUGGCAGGGGCCGUGGGCCAGCUCUGGAGCCAGCGCCAGCGCCCCUUGGCCACCUGUGCCACCUGGUCUGGCUUCCACUACCGCACCUUUGACGGGCGUCACUUCCACUUCCUGGGCCGAUGCACCUACCUGCUGGCGGGCGCUGCUGACUCCAGCUGGGCCGUCCACCUGCUGCCUGGGGGGCACUGCUCCCAGCCUGGGCACUGCCAGCUGGUCCGGGUGACAAUGGGGCCAGAGGAGGCACUGAUUCAGGGUGGCAACGUCUCUGUGAAUGGGGUGCUGAUCUCCAAAGAGGAGUCCUGGAUGCUCCAUGGGAUGAGCCUGCAGUGGCAGGGAGACUGGCUGGUGCUGUCAGGGGAUCUGGGGGCCAUCGUGAGGCUGGAUGGGGCUGGCUCUGUGUCCAUCUCCCUGGAUCCUGGGCUCCGCGGGCAGACGCAAGGCCUGUGUGGGCUCUACAAUGACCAGCCGGAGGAUGACUUUUUGGAGCCAGGUGGCAGGAUGGCUGUGCUAGCUGCCACCUUUGGGAAUUCCUGGAGGCUCCCCGACUCUGAGCCUGGGUGUGUGGACGCCCCGGAGGCUGCUCCAGUCUGCAAGAGGCCCCCGGGGGGUGUGGAAGAGGCAUCCCGCCUGCUGGCUGAGGCCCAGGAUGUGUGCCACCUGCUCCUGGGCAGUCCUUUCAGAGAGUGCCACAUUCAGGUGGCCCCCACCGGGUACCAUGAGGCUUGUCUCUUCGCCUACUGUGCCGGGGCAGCAGACGGCAAGCAGGCGGGGCGGCGGGAGGCUGUGUGUGCCACCCUGGCAAACUAUGCCCAGCACUGUGCCCAGGAGGGCAUCCACAUCCACUGGAGGAAGCCUGGCUUCUGUGAGCGCCUGUGCCCUGGGGGCCAGCUCUACUCGGACUGCGUGUCCUCCUGCCCACCCAGCUGCUCGGCCGUUGGCGAGGGCGGGGAACGGUCCUGCCGGGAGGAGUGUGUGAGCAGCUGCGAGUGUCCGCCUGGCCUGUACUGGGAUGGCACCCUCUGUGUGCCACCUGCCCAAUGCCCCUGCUACCACCGGCGCCAGCGCUAUGCCCCAGGGGACACCGUGUACCAGUUGUGCAACCCUUGUGUGUGCCAGGAUGGCCGCUGGCACUGUGCCCAGGCCCAGUGCCCGGCUCAGUGCUCUGUGGGAGCCGAUGGACACUACCUCACCUUUGAUGGACGGGGCUUCUCCUUCCGGGGCAGCAGAGGCUGCCGCUAUGGCCUGGUGCAGGACCAUGUGAAGGGGCAGCUGCUGAUUGAGCUGGAGCAUGGGGCCUGUGAGUCUGGGAGCUGCCUCCACGCCAUCUUGGCCUCUCUGCAGGGGGCCCACAUCCAGCUCAGCGACUCAAGCGCUGUCCUGGUGGAUGGGCAGGAGGUGGCCGUGCCCUGGCAUGGUGCUGGGAACCUCAGCAUCACCCGAGCCUCCUACAGCUUCCUGUUGCUGCGCUGGCCCGGGGCCCAGGUCCUCUGGGGUGUGUCUGACCCUGCAGCCUACAUCACUCUGGAGCCCCACUAUGCCUACCAGGUGCAGGGUCUGUGUGGCACCUUUACCUGGAACCAGCAAGAUGACUUCCUGACCCCUGCUGGGGAUGUGGAGACCAGUGUAGCUGCCUUCACCAGCAAGUUCCAGGUGGCAGGCGAGGGGAGGUGCCCCCCUGGGGACGCAGCACUACUGCAUCCAUGCAGCACCCACACCCAGCGCCGCCCCUUCGCGGAGGCAGCCUGCGCCGCCCUGCACAACCCAGCCUUCCAGAAGUGCCAUGGGCUAGUGGACAGGGAGCCAUACUGGCUGCGCUGCCUGGCAGCUGUGUGUGGCUGCACUUUGGGCGAGGAUUGCCUGUGCCCCCUGCUCUCAGCCUAUGCCCACCGCUGUGCCCAGGAGGGCGCCCUGCAGUCCUGGAGGAGCCAGACCCUCUGCCCUGUCACAUGUCCUGGUGGCCAGGAGCACCAGGAGUGUGCCCCAGCAUGCGGCCGAAACUGCGGGGAGCCUGAGAACUGUGUGGGGCUGGGCGGUUGAGUGCCUGGGUGUAACUGCCCCCCAGGGCUGCUGUGGGACCCCGCAGGCCAGUGUGUGCCCCCCAGCCUGUGCCCUUGCCAGCUGGGAGCCCACCGCCAUGCCCCUGGCAGCACCACUAUGAAGGACUGCAGCCGCUGCAUCUGCCAGAAAAGAGGCCUCUGGAAUUGCACAGCGCACCGCUGCCCCCCGCAGCAGGCAUUCUGUCCCCGUGGGCUCAUCCACGUCCCUGGCACCUGCCUGCUCACCUGUGACAGCCCCAGUGCCAACCACACCUGCCCCAUGGGCAGCCCUGCAGGCUGUGUCUGCCCCCCGGGCACCGUGCUGCUGGACAAGCAGUGUGUGCCCACUGAGCGCUGCCCCUGCCGCCACAGCGGGCGGUGGUUCCCGCCCAAUGCCACCAUCCAGGAAGACUGCAAUGUCUGUGUGUGCCAGGGCCGGCAGUGGCACUGCACGGGUCAUCAGUGUGGGGGUCACUGCCAGGCCUCAGGCGCCCCUCACUAUGUCACAUUUGAUGGGCUGGCGAUAACCUUCCCUGGGGCCUGCGAGUACCUGCUGGUGCGGGAGGCUGCUGGCCGUUUCUCUGUGUCAGCCCAAAACCUGCCCUGUGGGGCCAGUGGCCUUGUCUGCACCAAGGCGCUGAGUCUGCAGCUGGAGGGCACCAUCAUACAUCUGCUCCGAGGCCGGGCCGUGACAGUGAACGGGGUGCCCAUCUCACCCCCCAAGAUUUACACAGGCCUUGGGCUGAGCCUGCGUUACUCUGGCCUCUUCCUGGUGCUCAGGACUUGCCUGGGCCUCAGCCUGCUCUGAGAUGGAGGCACCCGGGUGUUGGUGCACUUGCCCCCGCAGUUCCGCGGCCGCGUGGCGGGGCUGUGCGGAAACUUUGAUGGAGAUGCCAGCAACGACCUGAGCAGCCGCCAGGGAGUCCUGGAGCCCACGGCGGAGCUGGCCGCCCAUUCCUGGCGCCUCCAGCCCCUCUGCCCAGAGCCCGGAGACAUGCCGCAUCCCUGCACCGUGAAUGCCCACCGCACUGACUGGGCCCGGGCGCGCUGCGGGGUACUGCUGCAUGCUGUCUUCGCAGCGUGCCACGCCGAGGUGCCUCCGCAGACGCACUACGAGCGGUGCUUGCACGAAGCCUGCGGCUGCGACUCUGGGGGCGACUGUGAGUGUCUCUGCUCGGCCAUCGCCACCUACGCGGAUGAGUGCGCUCGGCACGGACAUCGCCUGCGCUGGCGCAGCCAGGAGCUCUGCCCUGUGCAGUGCGAAGGGGGCCAGCUGUAUGAUGCCUGUGGCCCCACGUGUCCCCCCACCUGCCGUGACUAGGCUCCUGAGCCCAGGUGGCACUGCCAGGUGGCUGCCUGCGUGGAGGGCUGCUUCUGCCCCGAGGGAACCCUGCUGCACGGCGAGAUCUGCCUGGAGCCCGCCUCCUGCCCCUGCGAGUGGGGGGGCAGCUUCUUCCCACCGGGGGCUGUGCUGCAGAAGGACUGCGGGAACUGCACGUGCCAGGACAGUCAGUGGCACUGCGGAAGUGGCAGUCCUCACUGUGAGGAGCCAGUGCCCAGCUGUGCAGAGGGAGAGGUCCCAUGCCAGGAGAGUGGGUGCUGUGUGCCCCAUGGGUGGCUCUGUGACAACCAAGACGACUGUGGUGAUGGCUCCGAUGAGGAGGGCUGUGCCACCCCAGGCUGUGGGGAGGGGCAGUUCUCCUGCAGCUCUGGAGGAUGCCUGCCUAUGGCUCUGCGCUCUGAUGGGCAGCACGACUGUGUGGAUGGGGCAGAUGAGAAGGGCUGCCCGUGCCCCCAGGAAUCUCUGGCCUGUGCAGAUGGGCAGUGCUUGCCCAUGGCGCUGCUCUGCGAUGGGCACCCCGACUGUCCAGACGCCACCGACGAGGAAUCCUGUCUGGGGCGGACGAACUGCACCUCUGGAGAGGUGUCCUGCACAGAUGACAGCUGCGUGGGUGCCUUCCAGCUGUGUGACGGGGUCUGGGACUGCCCGGACGGGGCGGAUGAGGGGCCCAGGCACUGCCCCCUCCCCUCUCUGCCCACGCCUCCUGCUGGGUCCCUGGAGACUGCACCAACUCCCCCGAGCGAUAUCGGACCUGCCCUGCCCUGCGGACCCGCCGAGUUUGCUUGCGGAAGCGGUGAGUGUGUCCCGCGGGGCUGGCGCUGCGACCGAGACGAGGACUGCGCAGACAGCAGCGACGAGCGCGACUGCGCUAGAGCGCCGACCUACGCCCCCAGCUCAGGCCCUGCCCACGGAGACCUAACCCCGCCCACCGCGCAGACCCCGCCCCCAGUUCGGAGCCCGUUCCCGGCGCUGACCUCUGCCCCCGGGGGCUGUGGUCCCACCUCCUCUGCCCAGGCCUCCUUGCCCCCACGGGCCUCCGAAAGGCCUCCCCUGCCAGCCCCUCGGCCGAUAUGGGGCGGAGGCAUCCCAGGACACCUCUUGCUGCCCACAGGACCCACCCAGCUGCCCCCAUGUCCUGGCCUCUUCCCCUGUGGCUUGGCUCCGGAACUAUGCCUGCCCCCAGAUCGGGUUUGCGAGGGGACCCAGGACUGUCCCCAGGCCGAGGACGAGCUGGGCUGUGAGGGGCUUCUAGCCCUGGGAGGCCCCAACAGGACAGGGGUCCCAUGCCCUGAGUACUCCUGCCCAGACGGUGCCUGUAUCGGAUUCCAGCUGGUGUGUGAUGGGCGGCCAGACUGUGAAUUGUCAGGGGGCACAGGGCCCUCCCCAGAAGAGCAGGGUUGUGGGAGCUGGGGCCCCUGGAGCCCAUGGGCAGCGUGCAGCCAGACGUGCGGGCCUGGGGUGCAGGGCCGGAGUCGCCACUGCUCCCCUGCUAGCCCCCUGGUGCUGCAGCACUGCCCCGGCACAGAGCACAAGUCUCAGGCCUGCUUCUUUGCAGCCUGCCCAGUGGAUGGGGAGUGGAACCCCUGGUCGGCCUGGUCGCCCUGCCUCGAGCCCUGUGGGGGCACCACAACCCGGCAGCGAGGGUGCCGCCCACCCCAGAAUGGGGGAAGGAGCUGUGCCACGCUGCCUGGUGGCCCUCAUAGCACCCGCGAGACCAAGCCCUGCACUCAGGAUGGCUGUCCCAAUGCCACCUGCCCUGGGGAGCUGGUGCUCGGACCCUGCACCCCCUGCGACUUGACGUGCGAGGACGUCUCCAGCCAGGCCUCAUGCCCCACUGACCAGCCCUGCUGCCCAGCCUCACCCUGGGCCUCCCCAGGCUGCUGGUGCCCCAAGGGGCAGUUGCUGGGCAGCGAAGGGCAGUGUGUGUGGCCCCGGCACUGCCCCUGCCUUGUGGACGGCACCCGCUACUGGCCUGGCCAACGCAUUGAGGCCAACUGCCAGCUCUGCAUCUGCCAAGAUGGGCGGCCCCGGCGCUGCCGGCCCAACCCGCACUGCAGUGUGGACUGUGGCUGGUCGUCCUGGUCCCCCUGGGCUGAGUGUCUGGGCCCCUGUGGGAGUCACAGCAUCCAGUGGGCCUUUCGAAGCCCCAACAAUCCCCACUUCUCCGGCCGUGGCAGUCAGUGCCGGGACAUUCACCGCAAGGCCCGAAGAUGCCAGACGGAGCCCUGUGCAGAGUGUGGAUGGCAGGGUCAGGCUUUUCGCGCUGGGCAACGCUGGCGUGGGGGCCCGUGUGAGGUGUGCCAGUGUCUGCACAACCGCACCGUGCACUGCUCCCUUUACUGCCCCCUGGGCAGCUGCCCCCAGGGCUGGUUCCUGGUGGAGGGAGUGGGAGCGGCGUGCUGCCACUGCAUCCUGUCCGGAGAGAACCAGACAGCCCACCCCAUGGCCACUCCGGCCCCUGCUCCUGCCCCCAGCCCCCAGAUUGGACCCCCUCUGGCCACCUACCUUCUGCCUCCACCAGGAGACCCCUGCUAUUCCCCCCUGGGGAUCCUGCAUGCUGUGUCCCAGCUGUCGGAGCACCCGGCCUGGGCUGCCUCUCUGGGGGCUCCCACCGAGGGAAGCCACAGGGAGGCCCACCCUGGGCCACACACCCCACCCACCUUACUGCAGCUGGACCUGAGGCAGCCCAGGAACCUCACUGGCCUCCUUGUGCAGGCCACCGGGGAUGGCUCCAGCUUCUCACUGCAGUUCAGCAGCGACGGCCUCCAAUGGCACGAAGACGGUGAACUCCUGCGUGGCCCUCUGCUCCCACCCCAGGCCUCCCCUGGGAGCUGGGACGGCCUGAGCCCAGCGGUGCAGAUCUUUGGCCGGAUGGUGCAGGCUCGGUACGUGCGGGUCCGGUUCCGGGGUCCCCACGACAGCGCCUUUCUGAGGGUGGAGCUGCUGGGCUGUAGGCCAGGUACCGACAUGGAGCGGGGCAGGGGGGAGGUUCCGGAGUGGUUUGAGUGUGCCUGGAGUGGGGCUGCUUGUGAUGGCACGGAGGACUGUGCAGAUGGCUCCGAUGAAGAGGGCUGCGAACUUCUGUCCACCCGCGCCAGCAGGGUGCAUCCCGCAGCGAGGACCCCAGGCCCCUCCUCCACCCAGCCCCUGCAGCUGGUCACGCAGCAUGGGGAGAGUCUGGCAGGGACUGAGCUCUGGCACCCCGAGCAAGGGUCCCCAGAACCCCCGACAGCCUCCAAGUCUCCUCAUCCGAGUUCUGGAGAGUCCAUGCCACCAGUGGCCACCACCCCCACACCCCAGCCAGAGGUCAGGAUACUGCAACCAGAUAUGGUAGCUGUUACGGGGCGCUCUCCCCACGAGAUGGCUACAGUGGCCCCCACCGGCCCAAGUGUGUGCCCAGGGCCCUUCCUGCCCACACAGUGUGGCCCAGGGCAGGUGGGCUGCAUAGUGCUGGGCUGCGUGGAGCCUGAGCAGCUGUGCGAUGGGCAGGAAGAGUGUCUGGAUGGCUCUGAUGAGUGGUGCUGUGCCAGGAAUAACAACUCCUUCUCCCUUGCCCCCCGGGCAGCGAGCACUGUGCCCUUCUUGGUGUCCACAAUAGCCCUGCCUGGGCUGCCAGCCACCUGCUCUCCACAACAGCUGCACUGUGGUAGUGGGGAAUGCCUUCCUGCCCCACGGCGCUGUGACCUGCGGCCGGAUUGCCAGGACGGCUCUGAUGAGCGUGACUGUGUGGACUGUGUGCUGGCACCCUGGUCUGGCUGGAGCAGCUGCAGCCAAAGCUGUGGACCUGGCCUUGCCGUCCAGCACCGGCAGCCGCUUCGGCCUCCCCUGCCUGGGGGCAGCUGCCCACUUGACCGAGUCCGAAGUCGGUCCUGCUUCCUUCGGGCCUGCCCAGUGGCUGGGGCAUGGGCUGUGUGGGAGGCCUGGGGGCCCUGCAGCGUUUCCUGUGGGGGUGGCCAUCAGAGUCGAAAGAGGAGCUGUAAGGACCCCCCACCCAAGAACAGUGGUGCCCCUUGCCCAGGGCUCUCCCAGGAGAGUGCACCCUGCAACUUGCAGCCCUGUGGAGGUGGUACCGACUGUGGCCUGGGCCGCGUACAUGUGAGUGCUGAGCUGUGCCAUAAGGGGCUGGUGCCCUUGUGCCCACCCUCCUGCCUGGACCCUGAGGCCAACAGAAGUUGCAGUGGGCACUGUCUGGAGGGAUGCCGCUGCCCACCUGGGCUGCUCCUGCACUACGAGAACUGCCUACCCCUCUCCCAGUGCCCUUGCCUUGUGGGUAAGGAGCUGAAGCCCCCGGGUGAGCGCUUUCUGCUGGACAACUGCAGCUGGUGCGUCUGUGAGGAGGGGGCUCUGCGAUGUGAAUCGAGGAGCUGUCCUGUGCCUUGUGGCUGGUCAGCCUGGUCCCCCUGGGGCCCCUGUGACCGCUCUUGUGGCUCUGGAGUGAGGGCCAGGUUCAGGUCUCCCUCCAACCCUCCAGCCACCGCUGGGGGUGUUCCGUGCGAAGGGGACAGCCAGGAACUGCAGGCCUGCCACACGGGGUGUGGGACAGAGGUACUGGGCUGGACGUCCUGGACGCUGUGGUCGCCCUGCAAUCGGAGCUGCCUUACCCCUGGGGGGGGCCCGGGGUGGCGACGUCGUUCCCGACUCUGCUCCAGUCCCGGGCACGCCUCCUGCACCGGAGAGGGCACUCAGGAGGAGCCCUGCAGCCCCCCUGUGUGUCCAGUACCAAGCGCCUGGGGUCCGUGGGCUCCCUGGUCGGCUUGCUCAGUUCCCUGUGACGGAGGCAUCCAGACACGUGGGCGCAGCUGUUCUGGCCCAGCCUCCGGGGACCCAGAGUGCCGGGGACCCCACAGCCAGACCCGGGACUGCAACACGCAGCCCUGCACAGCUCAGUGCCCGGAGCACAUGGUGUUCCGCUCGGAGGAGCAGUGCUGCCAGGAGGGCGGGCCGUGCCCUCGGCUGUGCGUGGCGCAGAGCUCCGGGGUGGAGUGCACGGGCUCCUGCGUCCCCGGCUGCGCCUGCCCGCCUGGCCUCUUGCUGCACGCCGCGGGCUGCCUUCCCCGAGGCCAGUGUCCCUGCCAGUGGCAUGGGCGGCUCUACCUGCCCGGAGCAGUGGCUCGACUGGACUCCUGCAACAACUGCACCUGUGUCUCUGGAGACAUGGAGUGCACCUCCGAGCCCUGUCCAGUGGCCUGUGGCUGGAGUCCCUGGACCCUGUGGACUGUCUGCAGUCGAAGCUGCAACGUGGGCAUUCGGCGGCGCUUCCGGGCAGGCACUGCCCCCCCAGCUGCCUUUGGGGGUGCUGAGUGCAAGGGCCCCAAUAUGGAGGCUGAGUUCUGCAGCCUGUGGCCCUGUCAGGGGCCAGGUGGGAAGUGGGGGCCCUGGUCUCCGUGCUCUGUGCCCUGCGGCGGUGGCUACAGGAAUCGCACCCAGGGCAGUAGUCCCCACAGCCCUGUUGAUUUCUCUACCUGUAGCCUGCAGCCCUGUGCAGGGCCAGUGCUUGGCGUGUGUCCUGGGGACAAGCAGUGGCUGGAUUGUGCCCUGGGCCCUGCCUCCUGCGCAGAACUCAGUGCCCCAGGAAGGGCUAAUGGGACCUGCCGUCCUGGAUGCUACUGCCUGCCUGGGACACUCCUGCUGAACAACGUGUGUGUGCCCACCCGCGACUGCCCCUGUGCCCACGAGGGGCGCCUGCAUGCCCCCGGCAGCGCCGUGCUCAGCCGCUGCGAGAACUGCUCCUGCGUGUCGGGUAGGAUCACCGACUGCACGUCGCGGCCCUGCGCGGAAGCCCCGCCAGCUUGGUCGCCCUGGACCCCCUGGAGCGAAUGCUCCGCCUCCUGCGGCCCCGCCCGGCGCCACCGGCACCGCUUCUGCCCCGGUGUCCGAGGCGCGGCGCUGUCCCCUGCGCUGAGCCCGCCAGGGCCUCCCUGCCCGGGCCCCGAGGCCGAGGAGGAGCCCUGCUUACUGUCAGCCUGCGACCGAGCUGGGGGCUGGGGUCUGUGGGGCCCCUGGUCCCGCUGUAGCCGGAGCUGUGGCGGAGGCCUGCGGAGCCGGGCCCGCGUCUGCGACCGACCCCCGCCGCAGGGCCUGGGGGACUACUGCGAGGGGCCUGGGGCGCAGGCGGAAGUCUGCAGAGCCCUUCCGUGCCCAGUGACCAACUGCACAGCCAUCCAAGGGGCCGAGUACAGCCCCUGUGGCCCCCCCGGCCCUCGCACCUGUGACGACCUGGCGCUCUGCAUGUGGCACUGCCAACCAGGCUGUUACUGCCCCCCGGGCCAGGUACUGAGUGCAGAUGGGGCCGCCUGUGUGCGGCCAGGCCACUGUGGUUGCCUGGACCUGCUGACUGGGGAGCGGUACCGCCCGGGCACUCAGCUGGCCCGGCCUGAUAGCUGCAACCAUUGCACCUGCUUGGAGGGGAAACUGAACUGCACAGAUCUUCCCUGCCCAGUGCCUGGGGGCUGGUGCCCAUGGUCAGAGUGGACGCCAUGUUCACUGCCCUGCCGGGGCCAGAGGAGGGCCCGCUCCAGGGCCUGCGCCUGCCCCUCCCCUCAACAUGGGGGGACUCCAUGCCCAGGGGAGACAGGGGCCCAGCAACAGCUGGAGGCCUGCCCCAGCCCCGAACCAUUCCCAGAGGAUGGAGCCUGGAGCCUGUGGGGGAAGUGGUCCCCCUGUGACACUUGCCUGGGGCAGUUCUACCGGAGCCGGAUGUGCAUCAGAUUCCCCAGUCCAGAGGGAAGCAGGCCCUGCCCCGGGGCCCACAGGCAGAGCCGUGCCUGCGAGGACAAUAGCUCACAGUGCACAGACUGCAGGGGUGGCCAGGGCCUGGUCCCCUGUGGGCUGCCCUGUCCCCGGUCUUGCCAGGACCUAUCCCCAGGGAGCGAGUGCCAGCCAGGCUCCACUGGCUGCUGGCCCAGCUGUGGGUGCCCCCCAGGCCAGCUAGUCCAGGAUGGGCUCUGUGUGCCCCCUGCCCUCUGCCGCUGCCAGUACCAGCCUGGAGCCAUGGGUAUUCCUGAGAACCAGAGCCAGUCAGCAGGGCCUGGGCUCAGCUCCUGGGAGAGUCUGGAGCCUGGAGAGGUGGUGACCGGGCCAUGCGAUAUCUGCACCUGUGUGGCUGGCAUUCUGCAGUGCCAGGAGGUGCCCAGCUGCUCCGGCCCUGGGGCAUGGGAGGCAUGGGGCCCCUGGGAGGACUGCAGUGCAUCAUGCGGCGGAGGGGAGCAGCUGCGAGUCCGGCGCUGCGCCUGCCCUCCCUGCCCGGGGCCUGCCCGCCAGAGCCGCACUUGUCAUAGCCAGGUGUGCAAAGAGGCUGGGUGUUCAGCUGGGCGUCUGUACCGGGAGUGCAGGACCAGCGAGGCCUGCCCCUUCUCCUGUGCCCAUGUCACACAGCAGAUGGGCUGCUACUCCGAAGGUUGUGAGGAGGGGUGUCACUGCCCCCUGGGCACCUUCCAGCACCGCUUGGCAUGUGUACAGGAGUGCCCCUGCGUGCUGACCGCACUGCUGCUGCAGGAACUGCGGGCCCUCAGCCUGGACCCUGGGACUUGGCCACCCAUUUUGGGAGAGGGGGGUCGACCUUUGGGGCCUGGAGAUGAGCUGGGCUCGGGGCAGACCCUUCACGCGGGUUGCAGCAACUGCUCCUGUGCACACGGGAAGCUGUCCUGUUCCCUGGAGGACUGCGCCGCGGCCGGCGGCUUCGGCCCCUGGAGCGCGUGGGGCCGGUGCUCGCGCUCCUGCGGCGGCCUGGGGACCCGCAGCCGCAGCCGCCAGUGUAUGCGCCUUGCGCCCUUCGGUGGUGGCCAGGCCUGCCUGGGGCCGCGCCAGGACCUCGAGCCCUGCCCCAGCCCGGACUGCCCCGGGGCUGAAGAGUCCACAGUGGAGCCAGUGACAGGUCUCCCAGGCGCCUGGGGCCCGUGGUCCCCGUGGUCCCCCUGCUCCCGCACCUGUACGGACCCAGCCUGCCCUGCGUGGCGCCAUCGCACCUGUCUCUGCUUGGCCAACUGCACCAGCGCGGACUCCACCCAGGAGCGGCCGUGCAACCUGCCCUCCUGCACAGAGCUGCCCCUGUGCCGCGGCCCCGGCUGCGCCGCCUGGAACUGCUCCUGGACGGCCUGGGCUCCCUGGGAGCCGUGCUCUCGUAGCUGCGGGGCGGGUCAGCAGCGCCGCCUGCGGGCGUACCGGCCCCCGGGGCCCGGCGGGCAUUGGUGCCCCGACAUCCUCUCAGCCUACGAGGAGCGCCGUUUCUGUAACUUGCGAGCUUGCCCAGUGUCGGGGGGCUGGUCCCGCUGGAGCCCCUGGUCCUGGUGUGACCGGAGCUGCGGUGGGGGCCGAUCCCUGAGAAGCCGCAGCUGCUCUAGUCCCCCGCCCAAGAACAGGGGUGCUCCCUGUGUCGGGGAGCGGUACCACACUCGGCCCUGCAACCCCAUGCCCUGCGAAGGGGACUGCCCAGCUGGUAUGGAGAUGGUCAGCUGUGCCAGCCGCUGCCCUCGCACAUGCUCAGACCUGCAGGAAGGGGCCGUGUGCCAGGACGAUGAGAGCUGCCAGGGCGGCUGCCGCUGCCCGGAGGGAUCCCUGGAGCAGGGUGGUGGCUGUGUGCCCAUCCGCCACUGCGAGUGCACAGAUGCCCAGGGGCACAUUUGGGCCCCAGGCAGCCGGCGCCAGGAGGCCUGUAGCAACUGCACGUGCCAGGGAGGCCGGCUCUCCUGCACAGCCCGGUCCUGCCCACCACCCACCCACUGUGCCUGGAGCCAGUGGUCAGCCUGGAGUCCCUGCAGCCGCUCUUGUGGGCCUGGAGGGCAGCAGAGUCGCUUCCGGUCCUCCACAUCGGGCUCCUGGGCCCCCAAGUGCUGGGAAGAGCAGUCACAGAGCCAGACCUGCCUGCAGCCUCCCUGCCCACCCCUGUGUAUGCAGGGCACCCACAUCCGCACCCUGGGGGACAGCUGGCUGCAGGGGGAGUGUGAGCUCUGCUCCUGCACCCCAGAGGGCAUGAUGUGUGAGGAUGCCAGGUGUGCAGUGCCCAAGGCCUGGAUGCCAUGGUCCUCGUGGUCCAGCUGCCCAGUUUCCUGUGGAGGUGGAAGCCAAGUCUGAACCCGGGUCUGCAAGACCCUGGCCUCUCUCCCCAGCGGAGUGCCAUGCUUAGGCUCAGACUCCCAGACUCAGCCCUGUGGGCAGCAGCCCUGCCCAGGGCUGCCUGAGGCCUGCUCCUGGGGGCCAUGGGGGCUCUGCUCCCGAAGCUGUGGCCUUGGACUGGCCUUCCGAUCUGGGUCCUGCCCCUGCCCAAUGUCUGAGCCAGACCCUACCUGCAAUGUCACCUUCCUGCACCUGGACACCCGAGCCUGCUACCCCGGGCCCUGUCCAGAGGCAUGCGUUUGGAGCAGCUGGAGCAGCUGGACGAGGUGCUCCUGCCAAGUCCGGGUGCAGCAGCGUUACAGACACCAGGGGCCGGUGCCCGGGGGCGGGGAGGGCACACUCUGCACGCGCCUCGACGGCCACUUCCGGCCCUGCCCCGCCAGCAACUGCUCUGAGAACAGCUGCUCACCUCCCUUUAAGUUCCGAGUCUGUGGCUCCCCCUGUGCUGGGCUCUGUGCCACCCAUCUGCAGGGGCAGCUCUGCCAGGACCUGCCUCCCUGCCAGCCCGGCUGCUACUGCCCUGAGGGGCUGCUGGAGCAGGCAGGGGCCUGCGUCCCCCCAGAGCGGUGCCACUGCCUGCAUAUCCCCGGAGGGGCUGCUGGGCUGGCCCUGGCCCCUGGGGGCCGCCUGUGGCUAGGCUGUAAGGAGUGCGAGUGCCAGCACGGGGAGCUGCGGUGCACUGGCGAGGGUUGCCAAGGUCUUCUGCCUCUGAGCAGCUGGUCUGAGUGGACGCCCUGUGGGCCCUGCCUGCCCCCCAGUGCCCUGGCCCCGGCCUCUAGGAUCGCCCUCCAGGGGCACUGGCUCCAGGACCUAGCCCGCCUCCCCCCCACCUUGGCCUCCCUGCUGGCUUCGGAGCAGCACCGGUACCGCCUCUGUUUGGACCCUGAGACGGGGCACCCCUGGGCUGGGGACCCUCAACUCUGCACUGCACCCCUCAGCCAGCAGCGUCUCUGUCCUGAUCCUCAGGCCUGCCAGGACCUGUGCCAGUGGGGUCCUUGGGGCCCCUGGAGCCCCUGCCAGCUGCCCUGCAGUGGGGGAUUCCGGCUGCGCUGGAGAGAGGCAGGGGGCACCCCUAAAGGAGGCUGCCGGGGGCCCUGGGCUCAGACCGAGGGAUGCAACCGGGCCCCCUGCCCAGGGGCAAGCUGUGCAGCCCGGGGUGCUGAAUUCAGCCCAGGCUGUGCCAACCAGUGCCCAAGAAGCUGUGCUGACCUCUGGGACCAAGUGGAGUGCCUGCAAGGGCCCUGCCACCCAGGCUGCUGCUGCCCCCCCAGCCAGCUGGUUCAAGAUGGGCACUGUGUGCCCAUCUCUUCCUGCCAAUGUGGCCUCCCUGGCCACAAUGCCUCUUGGGAGCUGUCCCCAGCCAAGGUCCUGCAGCUGGGCUGCCAAAACUGCACCUGUGUCAAUGGGUCCCUGGCAUGCCUACCCCGUGAGUGCCCCGUCCUUGGCCCUUGGUCAACCUGGAGCGACUGCUCCUCGCCCUGUGGUGGGGGCACCAUGGAGCGGCACCGGAGUUGCAAGGGGGAACCCUGGGGGCCACUGUGCCUGGCCCAGGACACGGAGCAGCGGCGAGAAUGUAACCUUUGGCCCUGCCCUGGGCGAUGCUUAAGAUGGUGGGGACCAAGGAGGCAUCGUAGAGGGAGAAUGGUGGGUGGCACGGUGAAAGCUAAAGCCAGGACAGACCUGAUGGUGGGGUCUUCUCUGGCAGAGUGCCCCCCAGGGGAGGUGUGGCAGGCAGUGGCCCCCAGGGAGCUCAGGCCCUGUGAGCCAACGUGCCAGGAGGUGGAUGCCACAGAAGCUUCAUGGAGCAACUGCAGCAAGGGGCAGGUGGGCUGUGUGUGCCAGCAUGGGCGCUUUCGCAGUCAGGCAGGCCUCUGCGUCCCAGCAGACAGCUGCGAGUGCUGGCACCGUGGACGUCCCCACCCGCCUGGAUCUGAGUGGCAGGAGGCCUGUGAGAGCUGCCGCUGCGUUGCUGGGAGAAGCAUCUGUACCCAGCACUGCCCCCUGCUCACCUGUGCCCAGGGCGAGGUGAAGGCCCAGGAGACAGGGAGCUGCUGCCCCGCCUGCCGACAGCCAACACUGGAGGGGCGGACAGUCUCCUGCCAGCGCCUCACAGAGCUGCGCAACCUCACCAAGGGUGCCUGCCACCUGGACCAGGUGGAAGUGAGCUAUUGCAGCGGGUACUGCCCAUCCAGCACCAAUGUCAUCCUUGAGGAGCCCUACCUGCAAAGCCAGUGUGAAUGCUGUAGCUACCGCCUGGACCCGGACAGCCCGGUGCGUGUCCUGAGGCUGCACUGUCCGGGUGGCCGAGCCAAGCCCGCGGUGCUGCCGGCUAUCCUCAGCUGCCACUGUAGUGCCUGCCCGGGAGGUGAUUUCUCAAAACGCUGAAAGCACCCUGUGGGCGCAUACAUACCAGUGGUAGGCUCUGAGCGCCCCCAUACCUACCUACAGGGACCCGUGUCCUGGCACUAACAUACCCAAAUAAAGUACACUGGUAGCAAGUCCUCAUGGUGUCUCCUUCCUGGGGCCCAUAGGGAAGGGGUGAGGGUGGAUCUGAGCCUGGCCUGGACCUGCACUGGCCACCUGGACAAGUCACUUCCCAUCUCUGACGAGUUCCAUUGUGUUCCACAUCCCCACUUACUUCAGUCUCCAGGAGGCCAAGCCUUCCACCAUCCUCACCAACAUAGUCACUCCCAUCCUGCUUGUGAAACCCUGAGUCUUUCCCAGGUUCUCUAGGCCCUCCCACUGGGCUGAUGAACCUACUGAUUUGCUAUCAGUAAACCUUGCUUUAUUGCCAACAUCUCCACAAGCUUCUUCCACCACCAGGUUGUAACUGAAACUUGGUUAUUCUGUCCCCCAAAGU
Loxodonta africana (African savanna elephant) is the source of this 15880-nucleotide messenger RNA. RefSeq names its product SCO-spondin-like. Gene Ontology annotation, cellular component: extracellular matrix. Lineage: Eukaryota; Metazoa; Chordata; Mammalia; Proboscidea; Elephantidae. Gene Ontology annotation, molecular function: protein binding. The record is from RefSeq and is a predicted model, not a curated record.